UUGAAACAAAACCGUUGCCUGAUCACUGACGAGGGAAGGAAAGUUAGGCAAUGUAGAAUACCUCCACUGCUAAACAUCUUCACGGACCAAGUGUGGCGCUAACAGCAGGGAAGAUCUGGUAGUGGUCAGAAGCGGCGAAGACUGUUGUGGUAAUAGCCUACGUUCUCCUGGCAAAAUGGUUCUGUCAAUGCGGGAAUGUAAUCAGACUGCGAAGUAACAUUUCUAUGACAGACGGCAAUAAUUGACCAGGGGGCUGCCGCGCUUUUCCUGUGGUAACCUGGAUUCUCGAGGCUAUAUGGAGGGGAUGUCGGAAUGGCUUGCACGAGGAGAACCAAGACUUUGGUGUCAACAUGUGUUAUCUUGAGCGGAAUGACCAACAUUGCUUGUCUUCUAUAUGUAGGAUGGGUUACCAAUUACCUCGCGAAUGUGUACAUCAAAGUUCCCGAACCUGUUCCGGAGAAAAAGUUGGAGGAGGACAACAAAGGGGAAACUUUGAGGAUUAUCGAACGACUUGAUCGACUCGAGAAUGUUGUCAACCAGCACAUACAAGAGACGCCUCCAAAGGCAGAUGAGAACACAGCGGCAGAGUCUUUCUCGGACUCAUCGCUGUUCUCCCGCUGGGGUCAGGACCUGAGCCCUGAGACCCGACGCGUUGCACUGAAGAAGUUCCAGUACUACGGAUACAACAGCUACCUCAGUGACCGGCUUGCCCUGGACCGGCCCAUCCCUGACCUGAGGCCUGAUGGGUGCAAAAACAGCUCGUAUCCCCCAAACCUCCCACAGGUUAGCAUCGUGUUUAUUUUUGUAAAUGAGGCGCUGUCCGUCAUCCUGCGCUCCGUUCACUCCGCCAUCCAAAGAACGCCCCCCCACCUCCUCAAAGAGUUCAUACUGGUGGAUGACAACAGCAGCAACGAGGAGCUGAAGGAGAAGCUGCAGGACUUUGUGGAUGAGACCAACAGGCAGCGGCCCGGCUUCAUCAAGGUGGUCCGUCACGCCAAGCAGGAGGGGCUGAUCCGCUCCCGGGUCAGCGGCUGGAGGGCUGCCACUGCCCCCGUGGUGGCUCUGUUCGAUGCCCACGUGGAGUUCAACAUCGGCUGGGCUGAACCUGUUCUGCAGAGAAUUAAGGAGGAUAGAACUCGAAUAAUAUCCCCAUCUUUUGACAACAUCAAAUAUGACACAUUUGAGAUCGAGGAGUACCCCCUGUCUGCACAGGGCUUUGACUGGGAGCUGUGGUGUCGCUACCUGAACCCGCCUAAAUCGUGGUGGAACCAGAAGAACAGCACUGUGCCCAUCAGGAGUCCAGCUCUUAUUGGCUGCUUCGUGGUGGACAGACAGUACUUUGAGGAAAUUGGUCUUCUGGAUGAAGGGAUGGAGGUGUACGGGGGUGAAAAUGUGGAGCUUGGUAUCAGGGUGUGGCAGUGUGGGGGCAGUGUGGAGGUGCUGCCUUGCGCCAGGAUUGCCCACAUUGAGCGUGCUCACAAGCCCUACACUGAGGACCUGACUGCCCACAUGCGCCGCAAUGCCCUGAGGGUGGCCGAGGUUUGGAUGGAUGAGUUCAAGAGUCACGUCUACAUGGCCUGGAACAUUCCGCAGAAAGACUCUGGAAUUGACAUCGGGGAUAUCUCUGAGAGAAAGGCCCUGAGAAGGAGGCUGCAGUGCAAAACAUUCCGCUGGUACCUCGUCAACAUUUACUCUGAGAUGAGGAUGUACAUGGACACCAUCGCCUACGGAGUGCUGAAGAACUCCCUGAAGAGUGACCUGUGUUUGGACCAGGGGCCUGACACUGACAACGUCCCCAUCCUCUACAUAUGUCACGGGAUGACCCCUCAGAAUGUGUACUACACCAGCACUCAGCAGUUACACAUUGGGGUCUUGAGCCCCACCAUCGAUGAUGACGACAACAAGUGCCUGGUGGAUGUGAACAGCAGGCCUCGCCUCAUUGAGUGCAGCUAUGCCAAAGCCAAGCGAAUGAAGCUCUACUGGCUCUUUACUCAGGGAGGUUCCAUCCAGAACAGGAAGUCGAGGCGAUGCCUGGAGCUGGUGGAAAGCGGCAAUAAUGAGUUUGGGUACCAGCUGGCCCUGCAGCAGUGCAGCGGACAGAGCUGGACCGUCACACACCUGCUGGCGGGCGGCGCGCUAUGACCCUGUUAGCACCAGCUUGCUGUGACCUGCCCACCUUCAACACUGCUCCUGAGAGGACUACCAGAGACUCUAUUGCUUUGGCCUUUCACACUCCUUUUGCUGUUUUCAAGGAAAAAGGAGCUAAAGUCACAUCUGCUGUAUGGUGAUACUUUGGGCACUUUGGCAUCUCCCUCUUUCACCUGAAGAAAUAUUAAGAUAAAUGUCAGACAUUUUUACCGUAUUUGUGUCUUCACAAGUCGGCCACUAUUUGUUGAUUUCUAUACGCUGCAGUGUGGGAGGCUGAAACAUCAGAGUAUACAUUUUGCAGUUCCUUGGUUCUGUGUUGACUGGAUCCAGUACAAUCAUUAAUCUCUGAUAUAUACAAUCGUUAGGUCUUUGAUAUAUCUUUGCUACUGUGUAGCAAGAGUUUGCUAAAGCCGCUUUUCCACCGCAUGGUACCGGCUCAACUCGACUUGGCUCUACUCAACUAUACUCGCUUUUGAUACCAGGUACUUAGUUUUCUACUGCAGAUAGUACCCCCGUCAAUGUAGCUGGUCGUCAUAGCGACGCCACAUGAAACUGCCGUGACGUCAUUUUCAACGCGACACACACAGGAACAAUGGAGGAUAUUGAAGGGAUGGUGUUCUUGAUUCUCGGUAUUUGGCUGUUGGUCGCAGCAAGGAGACACAUUUUGUUUCAGAAGAGGCUGGAGGCAGCAAGACAAAAGACUGCUUAAAAAAAACAGUAGAGUUUGGGAAAUCCUACAUCAGAGCUCAGACGACGAGAUGACUCUGGUUGCUCAUUAGCAUAAAAGGCGACGCAAGAGGGUGAGCUAACCUAGUGACAAUUCUCUCUGACCAAUCAGUGGUCUGCAGUGUUUUCACGUCACCUUUUGGUAUCGCCUCAGCUCGCUUGGAACCUCAACGGAGGUGAUACCAAACAAGCAUGUAACCGUCCAGACCCACGGCGCAACU
Messenger RNA from Anguilla anguilla (European eel), 3095 nucleotides. Its product is annotated as polypeptide N-acetylgalactosaminyltransferase 18-like. Gene Ontology annotation, cellular component: Golgi apparatus. The record is from RefSeq and is a predicted model, not a curated record. The transcript has 11 exons. Bases 313 to 2142 code for a protein of 609 amino acids. NCBI's taxonomy places the organism in Eukaryota, Metazoa, Chordata, Actinopteri, Anguilliformes, Anguillidae.